Musa acuminata subsp. malaccensis (wild Malaysian banana) is the source of this 1001-nucleotide messenger RNA. Its product is annotated as vacuolar protein sorting-associated protein 2 homolog 1. Gene Ontology annotation, cellular component: ESCRT III complex; multivesicular body. Gene Ontology annotation, biological process: protein transport; endosome transport via multivesicular body sorting pathway; late endosome to vacuole transport. The record is from RefSeq and is a predicted model, not a curated record. Lineage: Eukaryota; Viridiplantae; Streptophyta; Magnoliopsida; Zingiberales; Musaceae.
AUAGUAUUCCAGCGAAUCCGCAACCAAUCCACGACCAUUGUCUCGUCCGCGAGAGGUCGGUGGUUCGAGCGAAGCAAUCUCACGGAUCGAAGCAAAAGGGAAAGACCGUCAGAACUCCUAUUUCCUCCGAUUCGCACACCGACUCGAUCAAUUAACGCAACAGAAAGGGUGGAAGAGAUUUGAAACCUGUUGACCAAUCUCUCACGAUGAGUUUUAUCUUCGGGAAGCGGAAAACCCCCGCAGAAUUGCUGAGGGAGAAUAAGAGAAUGUUGGACAAAUCAAUCAGGGAAAUAGAAAGAGAGAGGCAAGGGCUUCAAGCACAGGAGAAAAAGCUUAUUGUGGAGAUCAAGAAAACCGCUAAGCAGGGGCAAAUGGGAGCAGUGAAGGUCAUGGCAAAGGACCUCAUCCGAACGAGACAUCAAAUUACUAAAUUUUAUGCUCUCAAAUCACAGCUUCAAGGUGUAUCCCUCAGAAUCCAGACGCUGAAAUCGACCCAAGCAAUGGGAGAAGCAAUGAAAGGUGUUACAAAGGCUAUGGGACAGAUGAACAGGCAAAUGAACCUGCCUGCGCUACAGAAGAUAAUGCAAGAGUUCGAGCGACAAAAUGAGAGGAUGGAAAUGGUCAGCGAGGUUAUGGGAGAUGCCAUAGAUGACGCUUUGGAAGGAGAUGAGGAAGAGGAAGAAACUGAGGAGCUUGUGAACCAAGUCCUCGAUGAAAUUGGAAUCGACAUUAACGCAGAGCUUGUCAAGGCACCUUCAACCGCAGUGGCUAAGACAGAGGCAACUAAAAAGGUUGCCCAAGCUGAAGCAGCUGGAACCGAAGAUGGCGGAAUCGAUGAUGAAUUACAAGCAAGGUUGGACAAUCUAAGAAAAAUGUGAGCUGAGAACUGUAGUUAAUUCUGUAAAAUUGCUACACAAUAAUUGCAUCGCUGUCUGGUAUUUUGUGCCGCCUCAUAAAAUCUGUCUGGCUUGAAAGCUUUUUGUAUUUCACUCCUUUUCCAU